UAUGAAUUCAUCUAACCUAAAAGAAAUCAUAGAUUAAUGAAAUAUUGAUUUGUCAUAUUUUGGGGUUUGGAGUGUUUAUUAAUAUGAAAAAACCAUCUGAAUUGAAUCACGAAUUCUCGAAAGAAUCUGCUAAAUAGAUUUUGGUGUACGUAAUAGGAGUAGAGUCAUAUAUAUUGUUCCAAAAUGAAUGCGGAAUCAAAUGAAAUAGAUAAAACUGUUGAGUGUUCAGAGAUUGAAGAGAACUUCAGGUCUCAAUUGAAAAAAAAUGAAGAUAUUUCCAAACAAUUCAUUGAUGAGAAUGAAGUUCAUGAGAGGAUUGUAGACUUGGAAAAUGAUGAUGAUUCUUUGAAUAUAAAAGAAUCACCCAAAUUAUGUGAUGAAUCUUCUUAUUCAAAUACGAAGAAACAUCACUGCCGCCUGUGUGAUUAUGCUACAAAACAAAAAAGAACGCUCAAACAACAUGUAAAUUCUGUUCAUAUAAAUUUGAGGGAACAUGAGUGUCACCUGUGUGAUUAUGCGACCAAUCAGAAAGCUUGUCUCAAACUACAUAUAGAUUCAGUUCAUUUCAAUUUGAAGGAACAUAAGUGUCACCUGUGUGACUAUGCUGCAAAUCAGAAAGUGUUUGUCAAACAACAUAUUGCAGCUGUUCAUUACAAUUUGAAGGAACAUAAGUGUCACCUGUGCGAUUAUGCUUCAAACUAUAAAAAUUUAAUCAAACAACAUAUUGCAGCUGUUCAUUACAAAUUGAAGAAACAUGUAUGUGAUAUGUGUGAUUUUGCUACUAACAGAAAAGUGCAUCUCAAACAACAUAUAGAUUCUGUUCAUUUGAAAUUGAAGAAACAUAAGUGUCACCUCUGUGAUUAUGCUGCAAACCAUAAAGGCAAUCUCAUGAAACAUGUAAAUUCAGUUCAUUUAAAUUUGAAGGAACAUAAGUGUUACAUGUGUGAUUAUGCUACAAAUAUUAAACAAUUACUAAAACAACAUAUAGAUUCAGUUCAUUUGAAAUUGAAAGGACAUAAAUGCCACCUGUGUGGUUAUGCUGCAAAUCAGAAACAGAAUCUCAAAAGACAUAUUGAUGCUGUUCAUUUAAAUUUGAAGACACAUAAGUGUCAUCUAUGUGAUUAUGCUGUAAAUCGUAAAGAAAUGCUUGACCAACAUAUAAAUUCAGCUCAUUUAAAUUUGAAGCAAUAUAAGUGUCACAUGUGUGAUUAUGCUACAAAUCAGAAAGCUAGUCUCAAACUACAUAUAGAUUCAGUACAUUUCAAUUUGAAGGAACAUAAGUGCCACCUGUGUGACUAUGCUACAAAUCAGAAAGUUUUUCUCAAACAACAUAUUGAUGCUGUUCAUUUCAAUUUGAAGAAACAUAAGUGUCACCUGUGUGAUUUUGCUACAAACUAUAAAUAUUCAAUCAAACAACAUAUAAAUCAUGUUCAUUUACAUUUGAAGGAACAUAAGUGUCACACUUGUGAUUAUGCUACAAAUAAUAAACAAUUAAUCGAACAACAUAUAGAUUCAGUUCAUGUAAAUCUCAAUCAUGUAAAUUCUAAUGAUUCAGAUAUGGGGCAACAUGUGUUAACCGAAAAUUCAAAACAUGAAGAUUCGAUUCAUUUCAAUGAGCAUGAUUAUGCCGAAAAUCAGAACAUGGUAAUAAAACAAGAUAUAGAUCUUGUCCAUUUAGAAUAAAUGCACAAUGGAUGCAAUCUUUUCGAUUCCAAUGUAAAUUAUGAAAGUAUCUCCCAAAACAUCUAUAUUCUGUUUAUUUAAAAUUGAAUCAACAUAUGUGAUUAUGCAGCAACAGUGCUUUCAAUAUCGAUGUUCAAAAUGCCAUAUAGAUUCCUUUCAUGUAAAUAAAGUCUGAAAUGUUUCUUUUGGGAUCACUCAAAAUGCUUGAAUAUGACUGAAAAAGAGUUAACAGUAAAUAAAAUUUUCUGAUGAACAGUAAAUUGUUGGUUAAUAUAUUUAAUUUAUUCAUUUUGAUUAUAAGUCUCAUUAUUACAGUCUACACAAUCAUUAAGUUUAUAAAAUUAGAUUGUAAAAAGUUUGUUUAUAUUAUAAAUGUUUAUAAUUUUUUGAACAAUUAUUGUUUAAUAAUGUGAUAAGAUAGUUAAUGACCAUUUGAUGAAUAUAUUAAUUCAAGAGAAUGUUGGAACAUUCAUUAUCAUUUAAAUAAAUAAAUAAAAUGAAAAUGUAGUUUUUUAUAAAAUCCAUUCUCAAUUCUUUUUGUUUUAGAAAAUCUUGAUUUAUGUUCGCAUUAUUAAUUUAUUUCCUAGCUUAGGGUCAUACUUGAUUUAAUUCGUAUCUUGUAUGUAUUCAGUUCAUUCAAAUUUGAAGGAUCAUAACGUAUAAGAAUGUAAAAAAAACGACACCAAUGUUUCAGAUUAUUAAAAGAAGUAUUUUUCUUUAACAUUCCUGAAUUGCUUCCUUGAAAAUAUUUGACCAUCAGUUUUAGAAAAAGGAUCAAUUUUGUAGCACUUGUCCCAGUUUUUGUGUUGAUUCAUGUUAUGUCUUUUAAUAAGUUUACCUAUUUUGUCAGUCAAUUAAGAGGGGAGGUGUGUUCUCCCGUUAAAAAUUAUUUUUGGAGUACUCUGUGAUCCUAUCUCUGUUCUCUAGUGUUUAAGAAUCUUUUUUUCUUUAAGAAUCGUUCGAUUUAUUCCGAGAUACAACCUUCCGAUCAUAAGUAUUGUCUUAAGUGUUUCCAUUUCUCCUCAAUAUAUUUUGACUCACAUAUAUGUCAGGCUCUAUUUACAAGUGUGUUGGUCACUACUCAUUUCUCGUUUUUAUUGUAAGACCCCGUACACUCAUCAUGCAAAUUAAUUUUUAUGAAAUAUAUUGAAUCUUCAGAUACAUGGAUAUGGGAAGUGCAACAAAAUUUUAUUUUUACGCCUCUUACAACCACCAAUUCGUAUUUCAGUUCAAUAUCUCAUAUGUAAACGAUUAACCGAUCAACUUUUAUGAAUUUAUUUAUCAUUGGUAUAUUUUGUUAAAUUACGAUAAAACCACAAUAGUUGUGUGAUAUACGCCACUGGGUCCAGACAUUCGUUCGAGAAUCUUCGGUGGUUCUAGCAACGCAAUGCCGGCAGCAAGUUCACAUCAUUCAUCAUUUGACGUAUAGACAAAUAAAUUCAUUUCUCUAUGAAUUGAAGUAAAUUAACCUUAGCCUGAAAUUAAUUAAUUUCAGUUGAAAGUAUCUCAAAACAAUAUUGUUUAUUAUAUUCUACAUAAAUCGAAUAGGACGUACAUCGAAGUAUAUUUAUCGAAAGCCACAUGCACGGAAGUUGUAUUAUAAGUACUGUUCAAGAAUGAAAUUCGAGACAAAUAAAAUUGAUGAGGUUAAUGGAAAAGACUAUACAGAAUUUGGAAAGGAUUUCAAGAAUCAUUCGGCAAAAAUAGAAGAUAUUGCCAAACAAUUCACUGAUGACAUUGGAAUUCAUGAGAGGACAGUAUACUUAGAAAAUAUUAAUGGAAAUGACUUGAGUCACAAAGAUGUUCAUGAUGGUUCUUCAAAAACAUUAGAACCACCCCAACAUAUACUUCACUCAAAUUUGAAGGAACAUAAAUGCCAUCUGUGUGAUUAUGUUGCAAAUUCGAAAAUAUUACUUAAGCGGCAUAUAUAUUCAUUUCAUUUAAAACUAAAACAACAUAAGUGUGACCUGUGUGAUUUUGCAUCACAUCGAAAAGUAAAUCUCCAAGAACAUAUAAAUUCAGUCCAUUUAAAGUUAAAGGAACAUAAGUGUCUCCUGUGUGAUUAUGCUGCAAAUAGGAGAACCACUCUCAAAUAUCAUAUAGAUUCAGUUCAUUUAAAUUUGAAGGAACAUGAAUGUAACCUGUGUGAUUAUGCCACGAAUCAGAAAGCUCAUCUCAAAGAACAUAUAGAUUCAGUUCAUUUGAAUUUAAAGAAACAUAAGUGUAACUUGUGUGAUUAUGCUACAAAUAACCAAACUGAUCUAAAACUACAUAUAAAUUCUGUUCAUUUAAAAUUGAAAGAACAUAAGUGUCACUUGUGCGAUUUCGCUACAAAUUAUAAAAAAUUACUAAAACGACAUAUAAGUUCAGUUCAUUUAAAACUGAAACAACAUAAGUGUCACCUGUGUGAUUAUGACGCGAAUCUGAAAAAAACCCUGAAACAACAUAUAAGCUCAGUCCAUUUCAAUUUGAAGGAAUAUAAGUGUCACCUGUGCGAAUAUGCGGGAAAUCUUAAAAAGUAUCUUAAUCAACAUAUUAAUUCUGUUCAUUCGAAUUUGAAGGAACAUGAGUGUCACCUGUGUGACUAUACUACAUAUCAGAAAAGAUAUCUCAAAAAACAUAUAAAUGAAGUUCAUUUAAAAUUGAAACAAAAUAAUUGUCACAUGUGUGAUUAUGCUUCAAAUAAUAAAACCACUCUCGAACAGCAUAUAGAUUCAGUACAUUUAAAGGAACAUUAGUGUCGCUUGUGUGAUUUUGAUGUAAAUUUGAUAACGAAUCUCAAGCAACAUAUAAAAUCAAUUCACAAUUGUAUAAUUCUUCAAAUUAAAAAGGGUGUCUCAAACACCAUAUCUGUAUUAUAUUCUGUUCAUUUAAAUUUGAAGUAUCAUAAGCGUCACUUGUGUGAUUUGCUACAAAAAAAUUGACUUGCCUCAAACAUAUUGGUAUGUCUUAUAGGAUCAAUAAAGGUUAUUCAAAUGAUUAUAAUAAUAGAAAAUUACUAUAAAGAAUGUAUAGGUACAGGUCUUUCAAAAUUGAAAAAAACUAUAACUAACUAAGAACUAUAAGUCAUCACUUAUGGUGUUAAGACAGCAUAAUUACGCCCAAAAUCAGAAAUAAAACAACAUAUGUAUUUAUUUUUAUUCAUUUAUUUGAAAAUAAAACUAUCAUUCAAAAAUUUUUUGUUACUAUAGUUGAAUUAAAAUUAAAUUUUUAAAAUUAUUGAUUUUACAUUUUAAUUAAUCAUUUGAUCAAUCCCAAGUAUUUAGUUUGCUUCACUUGAGUUAGUUUCUUACCAUUAAUUAACAGAUGUGGGUAGAUGUUGGUGUUCUAUUAUUAAACAGGUUACACAAAUUUUUUUCAUUUAUCAUUUAUCAAGUUUGUUCGAGGUAUGUACAUUAUAAAUAUCAUGUCGUAUAGAUUCAUUUCAUAUGUAUAAAGUUUGAAGUGAUUCUUUUGCGACUACUCAAAAUUCUUGAAAUAUGAGUAAGAGAAAAGUUAAUAAUGAAUGGAAGUUUCUGAUGAACAGUGAAAAUUAUAUUUAUUUUGAUGUGAUAUGUAAUUUAUUGGUUUUACAUAUUAUUACUAUCCAAACAAUCAUGAAGUUUAUAAAAUGAGAUUCCAUAUAGUUUUCUAAUAUCAUAAUUGUUAAAAAUUUAUUAAACAAUUAUUGAUCAAUAAUGUAAUAAGCUAGUUAAUAAACAUUUAGUAAAUAUAUAAUAAUUUAAGAAAAUUAUGACAAACUUGGAAUCCUAGAAAGAUGAAAUUUCGAGUAUGGAUAACCAAUAUCCCGUGAAUCAUUUACUUAUAAUAUAAUAAAAUAAGUCUCUAAUCAAAAAGGGGUGUUCAAAAUCAUAAGCUUCAAGUUCAACUAAAAUGUGCGUUUUUUCAAAUACACGCCACUGGGCCGGGUUCGGGUAUCUUCGGUGGUUCUGACUACGCAAUGUCGAUAGCAAGUUCACACUGUUUAUUCCAAAGAUUAAUCUUUGGUUUAUUCAUAGAUAGGAAGUUCUGCAUAGACCUAAUAUCAUAUAUGAUAUAAUAUUCUAUGAUUCUACUUUUCUAUGAUGCAUAUUAACCUAACCUUAAAAAUAUUCAUUAAUUACAUAGAUAGUGGUGUCUCAAGACAGAAUUUUUUUUUAUAUUCUACAUAAAUCGAAUAUCAACAUCAAAUAAAAUUUCUCGAAGAGCCCUGUGCACAGGAGUUUUAUUAUAUGCAUUGCUUUAGAAUGGAAGUUGCGAAAAAUGAUGAAAAUAUUGAUAGUUCCGAAUUUGAAAAGAACUUCGAAAUUAUUUUAGAAAAAAUGGAAAAUAUCGUUGGACAAUUCAUUGAUGAGAAAGAGGUUCAUGAGAAAACAGUACACUUAGAAAAUGUUAAUGGAAAUCCCAUGAAACCUUUUUCCAAACACAAUGGGUUCCAUGGUGAAUUCAUGAAAUUCAUGAGCAAUUCAAAAACAAAAAAAAAACCCCAAUUUUAUAAAGAACCAAUUGAUUCAAAUACGAAGCAACACAAGUGUCACUUAUGUGAUUAUGUUACGAAUCAGAAUGUGAAACUCAAUCGACACAUAAAUAGAGUUCAUUCAAGUUAAGUGUCACCUGUGUGAUUAUACUACAAAUCGUAAAGUGAAUCUCAAACAACACAUAAAUUAUGUUCAUUUGAAUUUGAAGAAACAUAAGUGCCACCUGUGUGAUUUUGCUUCAAAUCAAAAAGUGCAUCUCAGACGACACAUGAAUUGUGUUCAUUUGAAUUUGAGGGAACAUAAGUGUCACCUGUGUGAUUAUGCUGCAAAUUGGAAAAUGGAUCUCCAAAAACAUAUAAAUUCCGUUCAUUUAAAAUUGAAGCAACACAAAUGUCACCUGUGUGACUUUGCUGCAACUAAGAAUAAUAAUCUCAAACAACAUAUGAAUGCCGUUCACCUAAAAUUGAAGGAACAUAGGUGUCACCUGUGUGAUUAUGCUGCAAAUCUGAGAGGGAGUCUCAGAAGACAUAUAGAUGCUUAUCAUUCAAAUCAUUCAAAUUUGAACGUACGCAAGUGUCAUCUGUGUGAUUACGUUACAAAUUUCAAAAAAAAUCUUAAACAACAUUUGAGGUCAGUUCAUUUAGAAUUGGAACAACAUAAGUGCCACCUAUGUGAGUACAUUACAAAUGAAAAAAUGGUAUUAAAACAACAUAUAAACUCGAUCCACUUCAAUGAACAUGAUUACACUAAAACUUUGAUUUUCAAUGAACAUAAUUAUGCUAAAAAUUAGAAAAUGAUAAUGAAAUAAUAUAUAGAUUCUGUUUAUGUAAAACUGAAGAUAGGUGAUUAAGCUUAGUCUAUAAAAUGUUUUCAUCUAAUUAUGAAGUAAUUGAAUGUCAUAUUGAUUUGUACCAUUUAAAUAAUGUUUUAAAAAUACAUCAAAUCAGAUUCAACCAACCAUAAUGUAUAUAAAAUAAAAUGAGAUUGUAUAGAGCUUGUUUCUAAUAUAUAUAUUUUUUAUUUUA
Harmonia axyridis is the source of this 7165-nucleotide messenger RNA. RefSeq names its product zinc finger protein 711-like. Gene Ontology annotation, molecular function: DNA-binding transcription factor activity, RNA polymerase II-specific; RNA polymerase II cis-regulatory region sequence-specific DNA binding. Gene Ontology annotation, biological process: regulation of transcription by RNA polymerase II. The transcript has 7 exons. The record is from RefSeq and is a predicted model, not a curated record. Lineage: Eukaryota; Metazoa; Arthropoda; Insecta; Coleoptera; Coccinellidae. Gene Ontology annotation, cellular component: nucleus. Bases 184 to 1683 code for a protein of 499 amino acids.